Frankliniella occidentalis (western flower thrips) is the source of this 4229-nucleotide messenger RNA. Its product is annotated as NPC intracellular cholesterol transporter 1-like. The transcript has 20 exons. The coding region runs from base 105 to 4016 and encodes 1303 amino acids. The record is from RefSeq and is a predicted model, not a curated record. Gene Ontology annotation, molecular function: lipid carrier activity. NCBI's taxonomy places the organism in Eukaryota, Metazoa, Arthropoda, Insecta, Thysanoptera, Thripidae. Gene Ontology annotation, cellular component: membrane.
CCCGCCCCGACCGGCCGACAGCGCGCGCGCCUCUCGCUCAGUGAUUUGGCUGACCGCGCCGAGUGAGUCGAGCGCCGCCGACAGGGCUGCUUGCGCUCGCCACCAUGACACCCGCGAGCCUCGCCGUCGUCCUCGCCAUCACCUGCGUCGCCCUUCCGCACGGCCUGCCGGUCGCGGAGGCGGCGGAGCAGCAAUGCAUCUGGUACGGCGAGUGCAACACGGACGAGAAGGGCUUCAAGCAGAACUGCGUCGACUCCCAGGGCCCGAGGAAGCUGACGGACGCGGCCGCCCUGGAGACGCUGCGCUCCGACUGCCCCAACCUCUUCAACGAGCAGGGUGAGGCCAUCACUUGCUGCGAUGCCGACCAGAUCGCGACGAUGCACGCCAGCUUGCUGAAGGCGGCUGCCAUCUACAGCAGGUGUCCGGCGUGCUUCCGGAACUUCUACUCCAUCUUCUGCGAGACGACGUGCUCGCCGACGCAGUCAGAGUUCCUGGAGGUCGUCGAGUCCAAGACCAGCGACAAGGGGAAGUACAUUACGGAGAUCAAUGCCUACCUGACGGCGGACACGAUGCAGAACGCGUACGACUCGUGCAAGGGCGUCGUCAUGCCCCAGAGCGGCAAGUACGCCACGGACAUCACCUGCGGGGCCUACAACUCCGCGACAUGCAACUCCUCUAGGUGGUUUGAUUUCGUUGGCAAGGGAAAUCCGCUGUCACCGUUCACCAUCAACUUCCUCAGCAACCGGGGUAUUUUUGACGACAUGAACAACAGAGAGAUCAAAACGCUGCGCUGCAACGAAACAUCCGAAGCGGCGACCCAGCCGUGCUCCUGUGUCGACUGCGAACUGAGCUGCCCGGUCUCGAGCGACGACAUGUUCAAGCCCAGGAACCCCUUCCUCAUCACGGUCUUGGGCGUCGACGUGUACGUGCUGGCGAUGGUGAUCGCGUACAUCGUGAUCCUGAUCGUGACGGCGGUCUGCGUUCGGAAAAAGAUCGUGAAAAAGAGGAGCGGCGUCGAAAGAGGAAUCCUGGACAACAAUCCUUCGGUGGGGUCCUCUGCUAACGUUUCGAGCAACGGCACCAUCGACGUGAGCUCAGACGCGGAAACCCCAAGCUGGCGGGAGAGAACUGGCUUCAAGUUCGAGACUUCCCUGGAAAGGGUCUUUACGGGUAUCGGGUGUGGAUGUGCCAGAAAUCCGGUACUCGUCUUUUUCAUUGCGUCCUGGGUGUUGGCGGGUUGCCUCGUGGCCAUCUCCAAGCUGGACAUAAUCACGAAGCCUGUCGACCUGUGGGCCUCCCCAACGUCACAGACCAGGAAGGACAAGGACUUCUUCGACUCACACUUUGGGCCAUUCUUUCGAGCCGAACAGAUUUUCGUGAAGGCGGUUGGCCUACCGGAGGUGCCUCAUGAGAUGCCCCAGGGAACUGUGAAUUUCGGCCCAGUUUUUAGCGAGGAGUUUUUGCUUAAAGUCUGGGAGCUCCAGAGUGCCAUUCAAGACCUGGGACGGGCCGAGGGCCACCCGCUGGAGGAGGUGUGCUUCGCUCCUUUACACAACGACUUCACGGGACCCGUCACGGUGGACAAGUGCACCAUCCAGACCGUCUGGGGCUACUUCCAAAACUCGAUGGAGAAAUUCAACAAGACGGGCGUGAAAAACGGCCUGAAGACCAACUACCUCAACGUUAUCUACGACUGCUUGCAGAACUCUUACGACCCGUCCUGCCUCGCACCUUACGGCGGGCCGGCCGAGAACCUUCUGGUCGUGGGCGGCUUCCUGAACGACGACAACAAGACCAUGGUUCAGGCCGACGCCCUCGUCCUCAACUUUAUCGUGAGCAACCACGUCAACGAUACGGAUAAUGCGGCCGCCGAGGAGUGGGAGAAAAGACUGGUGGACCUCCUCAAGCACUGGGAGGCCAACGAGAUGCCAGCGUGGAUGGACAUCGCUUACAUGGCCGAACGCUCCAUCGAGGACGAGAUCCAGAGGGUGUCCUACACGUCCUUCGGCAUCAUCGCGCUCUCAUACUUCCUUAUGAUCGUGUACGUGUCCUUGUCGCUGGGCCGCUUCACCACCUGGAGGCGGCUGCUGAUCGACAGCAAGGUGUUUGUCGCCGUGAGCGGCGUCCUAUCGGUCCUGGCGUCCUUGGCCGCCGCGCUGGGCAUCUUCGCACACAUGAACUACCCUACCAUUCUGCUGACGAUUGAGGCCGUGCCGUUCCUGGUCCUGGCCGUGGGCGUGGACAACCUGUUCAUCCUGGUGGCGACGCACGAGCGCCUGCUGAGCGCGAGCAAGGAGGCCCAGCCGCGGCCCUGCCCCGAGCGCAUCGGCCGCACGCUGGGCGAGUCGGGCCCGGCCAUGCUGCUGUCCACGCUGGCCGAGGGCAGCUGCUUCCUCAUCGGCGCCUCGUCGUCCAUGCCGGCCGUCAGGUCGUUCGCGCUGCUCGCCGCGCUCUCGCUCGCCAUCAACUUCGUCAUGCAGUGCACCGUGCUGAUGGCCGUGCUCGCCCUGGACGAGCACCGCAUGCUCUGCAACCGCCUGGACUUGUUCUGCUGCUGCAGCGUGCGCAGCGCGUCCCGGAUGAAGCGCGAGCAGGCCCGCGGCAGCCGCUUGGUCGAGCGCCUGUUCGAGCACGUGCUCGCGCCCGCGCUCAUGAACCGCUGGGUGCGCGUCGCCGUGCCCGUGUUCUUCGUGUGCCUGUUCAUAGGCACGCUGCCGUGCCUGCCGCGCGUGGACGUCGGCCUCGACCAGUCGCUCGCCAUGACCAAGGACUCGUACGUCUACAAGUACUUUGAGAAUAUGAAGGAGCUCCUGUCUAUUGGGCCACCGGUGUACUUCGUCAUCACCCAGGGACUUAACUACACCGACCCGGCCCACCAGAACCUCGUGUGCGGAGGCAUCGGCUGUAGUGCGGACUCCCUGGCCACCGCCGUCCAGUCGGCAUCCAAAUCGGCAGCCAUAUCUCACAUUGCACGACCUGCUUCCUCUUGGUUGGAUGACGCUUUUGAUUGGGCGACUCUCGAAAACUGUUGCAAGGAAUUUGCGAGCAACGGCUCUUUCUGUCCGCACAAUCGGGAAGCCCCGGAGUGCACUAGCUGCUCGGUCUCGGUCGACAAGUCCACCAACCGGCCGUCGGCAGCCGACCUGCGGAAGUACAUCCCGGGCUUCCUCACGGACAUACCCGACGAGAACUGCGCCAAGGGGGGCUUGGCGGCGUACAGCCAGGGCGUCAACUACGUGCUGGACGAGUACGGGCAGGCCGACGUCGGCGCGUCCUACUUCAUGGGUUACCACACCCCGGUGCGCACGUCCGCCGACUACUACGAGGCCCUGCGCGCGGCCAGGAAGAUCUCGGCCAAGGUGGAGAAGGCCAUCAACUCCCAGCUGGAGCUCGCGGAGCCCGUCCGCGUGUUCCCGUACAGCAUCUUCUACGUGUACUACGAGCAGUACCUGACCAUUCUCUGGGACACGGCCAGUUCCCUCAUCUACUCAUGGGUCGUGCUGGCGCUCGUCAUGACCCUCCUGAACGGGCUCGACAUGAGGGCGUCCGCCAUCGUCAGCGCCAUCGUCCUGGCCAUCGUCAUGGAGAUGCUGGCCCUGAUGACCGUGUGGGGCAUCCCGCUCAACGCCGUGUCGGCCGUCAACCUGGUCGUGGCCAUGGGCAUCGCCGUCGAGUUCAACUCGCACAUCAUGCACGCCUUCCAACAGUCCGUCAAGGGCGACCGGACAGCCAGAGCGAAGGAGGCGCUCGUUGAGACGGGGAGCUCGGUAUUUUCAGGAAUCUUUCUAACGAAGUUUUGCGGUAUCGUAGUGCUUGCUUUUGCUCCGAUACAAAUGCUGGAGGUAUUCUACUUUCGAAUGUAUCUCGGCAUGGUUCUCAUAAGUGCCAUCCAUGGUUUAAUUCUUCUCCCAGUCCUUCUUAGUUACAUCGGUCCUAAGGUAAACCAGGCCCGAGUUAACCACCACGUCGAGGAAAGCAGGCAAUUAGCUCUCUUAAUUUCAGAGAGCAAUACGUAGCUAAUAAAAAUGUGUAAUCUGGCAUAACUGUGAUAAUUGUUGCGUACAAUAAUUAAGAGAUAUAUUAAGCAGCACCUAUAUUAUUAGGUCAGCGCAACUAUCAAUACGUCAAUACGUUUUGCAACGCUGAGACUGACUAGGUAAGAUAAAUAAUAUUUUGUAAAAUACUCAAGCAGCCCCAAAAAACAAAUAAAACAUAAUAAUAUUUUGAAA